Messenger RNA from Gastrolobium bilobum, 1004 nucleotides. RefSeq lists its product as uncharacterized. Gene Ontology annotation, cellular component: chloroplast. Bases 57 to 794 code for a protein of 245 amino acids. Lineage: Eukaryota; Viridiplantae; Streptophyta; Magnoliopsida; Fabales; Fabaceae. The transcript has 8 exons. The record is from RefSeq and is a predicted model, not a curated record.
GCCAUUCUUGUUAAAAAAAAGGGGGUCAUGAUAAUUGUAUCUAUGCUCUUUCUUUCAUGGCCAUUCUUUUCUCCACUUUUCCCACUCUUGGCAUCACCAAUACCAAAUCCUUGCCUUUCAACUCAAAACCCAUAAUUUGUGGGACCAACCUCACUUCCAAGAGGAACCUCGUUCUACAAACUUCAUUGCUCUGCGUUAGCAUUAGCAUUGGCCUAACUCCUCAAGUCCCAGUUGCGCAGUCUUCACCUCAAGUGUUGCCGUCCAAACCGCUUCUUUCUAGCAUUGAAAAUACGAAAUCUUGGUUUCAGUUCUAUGGCGAUGGGUUUGCCAUUCGAGUCCCACCAGAUUUUCAGGAUAUCACGGAACCUGAGGAUUUUAAUGCUGGACUGUCUCUUUAUGGAGAUAAGGCAAAGCCAAAGACUUUUGCAGCACGGUUUGCAUCUUCUGAUGGAUCUGAGGUUCUGAGUGUUGUUACUCGGUCAACCAAUCAACUUAAAAUCACCUUCUUGGAGGCACAGGAUGUAACUGAUUUAGGGUCCUUGAAGGAAGGAGCAAAAAUAUUUGUUCCAGGAGGGGCAACAAUUUACUCUGCACGAUCAAUAAAAAUAAAGGAAGAAGAAGGUUUUAGGACUUACUAUUUCUAUGAAUUUGGUAAAUAUGAACAGCACAUAGCAUUGGUGGCAGCUGUCAGCGGUGGAAAGGCAAUUAUAGCUGGAGCAACUGCACCACAGUCCAAGUGGGACAGUGAUGGUGUAAAACUUCGUUCUGCUGCUAUAUCAUUGACAAUUCUGUAGUCAUGUGCUGAAAUAUUUUAACUGGUUCCCUACUUGUAACCUGCAUGGUUACAGUAAUCUUGACACACGGCUCAUCGCGUGCUCAGCAGCUAGUGAAAGCUGAAAAGCAGUUAAUAAUGAGUUGGACUUUAAAUCAAUAUUCUGUUGAAUGUCGUGAAUCUCCUGUUUAAAUAUUAUUGAUAAUUUUUGGUCUAAAGUAUUGAAAUUUGA